ACUGCCUCAUUUCAAUGUUUCACAUCAAAUUCCCCUCUCUUUCUCUACCUAAUUAAUUCUCUCUCUCUAAGCUUUGUUAUCUCAGAAAACUUCGUCGGAGCACCUACUAUUAUUCAUCGAUCUGAUCAAGCAGCUCGAAUUCAGGAACGGAUAAAUGGCAUUUCAGCAGUACUUUAUGCAGGGAUGGGAAUCUAUUCCUCAGGCUUCUACUGAAUCUGAGAAGCCGCCUUCUGCUUGCUUCGAUUGCAGCAUAUGUUUAGACUUUGCCCAAGAUCCAGUGGUCACCCUCUGCGGCCAUCUCUACUGUUGGCCCUGCAUAUACAAGUGGUUUGACUCCCAAAGCUCAUCCCUUGGUCCAGACGAGCGGCCUCAGUGCCCGGUUUGCAAGGCCGAGAUAUCUGAAAAGACCAUGGUCCCUCUAUACGGCCGAGGGAAGUCCCUCUCUGAAGCAGGAGCAGAAGGCAAAGUCAUACCUCCUAGGCCACCGGCCUGUGGUAUCAGGGGCCUUGCUGACUUGUUUAGUCCGGAACAUCAGCUCCCGUCCCCUUCACGAGAUUCCUAUCAGAACCGGCAUGAUUUCCCCAAUGCUCAUGCCAGCUAUGGUGUGGAUUCGUCGCCUCAGCUGUUCAAUCUUGGUGGUACAGCAGGAGUGCCGACCAUAGGAAUGUUUGGAGAGAUGGUUUAUGCAAGAGUCUUCGGUAACUCACAAAGCUUGUACACAUACCCGAAUUCAUACCACACCGUAGUAAGUAGGUCGCCGAGGUUGAGAAGGCAGGAGUUGCAGGCUGAUAAAUCCCUUAACAGAGUCACAAUUUUCUUGUUCUGUUUUUUCCUUUUGUGCCUCCUUGUAUUCUGAUUUCCUUUACUUUCUCUAUAGGGUUUGUAUACAUUGUACAAAAAUUAUGCCUGUGGGCAGAUGAGAGUAUACAGUAUUUAUAGAGUUACAUGAAAAUUUUGCCCUUUUUUC
This is a messenger RNA of Salvia hispanica, 967 nucleotides long. RefSeq names its product E3 ubiquitin-protein ligase RMA1H1-like. Gene Ontology annotation, molecular function: ubiquitin protein ligase activity; metal ion binding. Gene Ontology annotation, biological process: ubiquitin-dependent protein catabolic process. Lineage: Eukaryota; Viridiplantae; Streptophyta; Magnoliopsida; Lamiales; Lamiaceae. Gene Ontology annotation, cellular component: endoplasmic reticulum. The record is from RefSeq and is a predicted model, not a curated record.